Molecule: messenger RNA, 1508 nt
Organism: Manis javanica (Malayan pangolin)
Lineage: Eukaryota; Metazoa; Chordata; Mammalia; Pholidota; Manidae
Gene: OVOL2
Product: ovo like zinc finger 2
Biological process (GO): epidermal cell differentiation; regulation of transcription by RNA polymerase II
Cellular component (GO): nucleus
Molecular function (GO): RNA polymerase II cis-regulatory region sequence-specific DNA binding; DNA-binding transcription factor activity, RNA polymerase II-specific
Source: RefSeq, a predicted model, not a curated record
GGUGCCUUUUCUAUUCCACCUUAUGAAACUUUUUCCUCGGCGUGGUCUCACCCGCGAUUUAAGGCAUAGGUGUCGCCAAGCCGGGAGGCUGGGAGUCGCGGGCGUGCGGGGCAGAGGCCCGGGCCGCGCCGCGGCGGGGGGCGGAGGGAGAGGGCAGGUUAGGCGGGAAGGUGGGCUGCGGCCGCCGGGAGCCGGGGACCGAGCCGCCGCCGCCGCCCCUAGCGGAGAGCAGCAAGGAGGAGGGGGCCGCAGCCUGGGGAGGGGGGCCCCAUCAUGCCCAAAGUCUUCCUGGUGAAGAGGAGGACCCCGGGGGUCUCCGUCCGCAGCUGGGAUGAGCUCCCGGAUGAGAAAAGGGCAGACACCUACAUCCCAGUGGGCCUCGGCCGCCUGCUGCACGACCCCCCAGAGGACUGCCGCAGCGACGGGGGCAGCAGUAGCGCGGGGGAGCCUGGAAGCGCCGAGAGCAGCGUGUCCCCGCGCGCCCCGGAGCACGGAACCCCGGAGCCCGGUGACGCCGAGGGCUCGGGUGGACACCUGGAGGCGAUACAGCGACCCGUUGCCAGGUCGAAAAUCAAGUUCACCACAGGCACAUGCAGCGAUGCGGCGGUUCACAGCUGUGAUCUGUGCGGCAAGGGCUUCCGCCUGCAGCGCAUGCUCAACCGGCACCUCAAGUGUCACAACCAGGUGAAGAGGCACCUAUGCACCUUCUGUGGUAAGGGCUUCAAUGACACCUUUGACCUCAAGAGGCACGUCCGCACACAUACAGGCAUCCGCCCCUACAAAUGUGACAUCUGCAGCAAAGCCUUCACCCAGCGCUGCUCCCUGGAGUCCCACCUGAAGAAGAUCCACGGCGUACAGCAGCAGUAUGCAUAUAAGCAGCGCCGGGACAAGCUCUAUGUCUGUGAGGAUUGUGGCUACACGGGCCCCACCCAGGAGGACCUGUAUCUGCACGUGGACAGUGCCCACCCAGGCAGUGCGUUUCUCAAAAAGACAUCCAAAAAGCUUGCGGCUCUUUUGCAGAAUAAGCUGACGUCCACACUCCCAGGGAAUACCAGCCUGAGCGAGGAGGAGGAGAAGUGAGGGGGCUGGGGAGAUGCCAGUAGGGCCACGUUUACACCGAGCUUUGGUUUUGAAGGUCCCCCCCUCAGCUUUCUGAUUGCAAGUGUUUGGUUCAUCUCUGUCCUUUUGGGGCCUCAGCAGGGGGAUCUGCUGCAAGGCUCUCAGGCCCCUUGAAACUCAUGUCCUGUUGAACACAGUUAACAGUAAUGAGAGUCUGCGGAUGGCCGUGAUCACCAUGCAGGACUUGUUUCUUUGGGUUUUUUUUGGAUUUUCACAUGUGGAGGCAGAGGUGUUCUUAGACCAUCAUUUUAGGUGCCUUGAAAUAAAAGUACUCCCACUUGAAAUGCUACUCAAGCAAGGAAAAUGAAUUUUACUGUUCUGAGAGUUUAUAGGAAUUAUUUUAAUAAACAAAAUGUUCUUGUGAAACUAUAUAAAAACAAAACAGGAGA